Colletotrichum navitas is the source of this 1785-nucleotide messenger RNA. RefSeq lists its product as uncharacterized. NCBI's taxonomy places the organism in Eukaryota, Fungi, Ascomycota, Sordariomycetes, Glomerellales, Glomerellaceae. The transcript has 2 exons. Gene Ontology annotation, biological process: protein ubiquitination. Gene Ontology annotation, cellular component: cytoplasm. The coding region runs from base 1 to 1785 and encodes 594 amino acids. Gene Ontology annotation, molecular function: zinc ion binding; ubiquitin protein ligase activity. The record is from RefSeq and is a predicted model, not a curated record.
AUGGAAUCCCACAACACCAGAGGCGGACACCUGGAUGCUACGGCUGGCCGGGAGGUUGUCUUCUGCCAUGCCUGCUCACACGAGUGGUGGGAAGACGAGCAUGGUCUGCAGUGCCCUCGCUGCGAAAGCGAAAUCACAGAGAUUGUCUCUCCCGACAACGAUCCCAGGGAAAUCGAAGACGGUCCCCCGCUUCACGGCUCUCCGGGUCAUGUAGGCAGAUAUGAUAACGACUCUGAUCCCGAGGAGGCCGACAUAGAAGAGCAGCUGCACCGUGGUCCUGGUGGCUUUGUCGUUCACCGAACAAUAUGGGACAAUUCCCAUCGGCCGGGACAGAGCCCAGACCCGAACACACGCCAGCCCGCAGAUGCGAAUGAUGGCGACCAGAUCAUCCGGCGUUUCAUUGACAUGGUCAACGAAUUUGGCAUGGGAAUGCCCCCACCACGCCCGCCGCCCGAAGAAACUCGCCCCCCUGGAAUUGGUGGUAUUCUCUUUGGCGGCCAGGGCAACGUUCGCACCUACCACAGAGCAGGCCCUGGAGGCACCACAAGCUUCACGAUCGCUACCGGUCCCAUCCACUUUCAUCAAGGAGGCGGUCACUCCCCUGUUGGACCUGGAAGCGAUCCGUUUCAGUCGUACGUCCGCUUCAGCCCCCGCGCCCAGCCACCAUCUGGACCUCGAAUCACGGUGGUUUCCAUCGGCGCGAACGCUAACCAGCUUCCCAGUAUCUUCAGCAGCGUCCUGGCCGGAGCAGGGCCGCCCCAAAGUGAAGGUAUGCAAGGUCCUGGUCAAGGCCAGCGGGCACCUGGUGGAGGGCCUACGCUUCUUCACGAGAUUCUCAACAUGCUCAACCCGGCCAACGCCUCGCACGGUGACGCCGUAUAUACCCAAGAGGCCCUGGACCGCAUCAUUUCUCAGUUGAUGGAGCAAAACCCGCAGAACAACUCGGCUCCCCCGGCAACUGAAGACGCGCUCAGCAAACUGCAACGCAAAAUGGUGGACAAGGAGAUGCUGGGCCCCGAUGGCAAGACUGAAUGUACCAUUUGCAUCGACGAUUUCAACGAGGGCGACGAAGCCACGGUGCUGCCCUGCAAACACUGGUUCCAUGACCAGUGCGUCGUCAUGUGGUUGAAGGAGCACAACACGUGCCCGAUCUGCCGCACUCCUAUCGAGGAGCCCAGCAACAGCAGCGGCGGCAACAGGAACAAUGCCAAUGCCAAUGCAAGCGGUUCAAACAACGGUUCGAACGCCAAUGCUUCUCAACGUGCGCACACUGCGGCGUCUGGCUCAUCAGACAGCUCACACCACCCCUUUGAUUGGGGCGACGCGCCUCCUGGAAUCCCUGGUCAUUGGGGAGCAACAGCCUAUCCUCCCCGCCCUUCAUUCUUUCAGCAGGCACCGCCAGUCCCCGAGGAUUCCACGCGGCCCCAGAGAUCCCCUAUAACUGACUGGGGCGUACCCUUUCCUAUCUACGGAGGUUCCAGCACAAGCAGAGAGGGCCCUCACAGCACGGAUCUGCCCUCGCGUCUCCACGAAGACGCCCGAUCCUCCAGCUUUCGCUCCCGACGGGACUCACACUCGCCCUCAAGCCUUCGCCGGCGCCAGUCAGAUUCGUUCCGAACUAGGCAACGGAGCCCGUCGUCCGGUAACUGGGACAGAGAUCGCGACAACAACCAGGACGCGGGGUCAAACCACGGUCCGUUGAACUGGCUGAGAAACCAGUUCUCCCGAGGAUCUGGUUCAGGCGACAACAGCAGCAGCAACACACGAGAGCGGCGGAGACCUUAG